Messenger RNA from Ilex paraguariensis (yerba mate), 606 nucleotides. The record is from the annotation of a GenBank genome assembly. NCBI's taxonomy places the organism in Eukaryota, Viridiplantae, Streptophyta, Magnoliopsida, Aquifoliales, Aquifoliaceae.
UAUCCUACAAACUAACUACUUCACCUCAUCAAACCAGGAACCAUGUACUUUCUUGCAGUUUUUUCAACUCACAUCCUCUUCCUCCUCUUCCUUCUCUCUGUCUGUGUUCACUAUAUUUUAAUUUCCAAGUUUAAUUUUCAGUCUGUCAUGAGGAAUUACAUCAUUAUAAUCACUACCCAUUUGGUAUUGGGAUUGAAUUUUUUGCUUCCGAGCUUCGAUUUUUCUUAUGAUCUGAAAGAGAAUGACGAAGAAAUUAGCAGCAUAAGCCAUUAUAAGAGCAAGGAUGAGUCCGGGGAAGCGGUGGAGUGUGCAGUGUGUCUGUGUAAACUUGAAGAAGGCGAUGAGAUUAGAGAGCUGCAAUGUGAUCAUCUUUUUCAUAAAGUCUGCUUAGACAGAUGGAUUGGAUACCGGAAUUCAACAUGUCCGUUGUGCCGGGGUUCUUUAAUACAGCCCGGACGAGUGGCUGAGCUCGUAGAGGAAGUGAAAUUGCUUAUCAAGUUCAGUUCUUUCCAGUCGAGUGACCGGAAUUCAUGGUGGCUUCGGUGAACCUUAGUUUGCAGCCCAACAUAAGAGAAGACUUGUGUAUUUAUAGACACAAAAUUACUG